Molecule: messenger RNA, 2328 nt
Organism: Aphanomyces invadans
Lineage: Eukaryota; Oomycota; Saprolegniomycetes; Saprolegniales; Verrucalvaceae
Exons: 8
Coding region: 20-1369 (449 amino acids)
Source: RefSeq, a predicted model, not a curated record
UUCCAAGUCGUUCGCGACCAUGCAAGUUACGCUGGCCGUGCACGGGCUGACGUUUCCAGUCGCAUGCGGCGAAGGCAUGCAAAGCAUCAAGUGGCUGGGUCUGGUGGCGGCACAGCGCUACGCCCUCAUGCUUCCCCAUGGUCGAUGCCGAACGCGGGAAGAUGCGCAUUCCAAGAACGGGUUUUACCUCCCCAGUGAAGUCCGAAACUCUGAGGGCGGCUUGUUGAGUCCGUGGUCGCGGAUUGUCGAGUGUGUUCGGGAGAACGAAACCAUUACGAUUGUGCUUCAGCAUGAGGUUCCCGUCGACGACAUCGGCGUGCCGCAGCUGUCGUCGUGGGCCGUGUCGGCAUUCUCCAACGCAAACAACCAGCACGUCGACCACGACAAAAGCACCGCGGCGGACGAAAAGAACGACGUCGAGAGCUUCUCCAAGGGAGACAACCGCAGCAGCGUGUACAGCAACAUCCAGGGAUAUUCGUCGUCGUUCCACGCCAGCCACCUCAAAUCGGGGCAAUUCAUCUCGCAAGACGAGCUCGAGAGCGCAUUUUACCAUGACGUGGCACAGCUCGAGAUUGACGAAUUCCUCAAAGACCCCAAGGACAAAGAAGAUGCCGAGGAUGUCCUCCUCAAGUACUACGACAGUCUCGUCGCGAUCUUUAAGCACUAUGGCCUCGGCUACGGCGAAGACUCCUUCGCAAUGUCCGGCGCUGAGUUCAGCCACUUUGUGCAUGAAACAGCGUUGCUGCACUAUGUCAAGGACGCAUCGCUCCUCGACAAACUGUUUGUCCAGGCGCUGCCCGACAACGAAAAGGUCGCCUUGUCCCGCGUCGGGUUCAUCCAGGCGCUCGUGAGCACAAUUGUCACGUACAACAAAAUGUACGGCGACGACUUGGCCUUCCUGCCGGCGCUGGAGAAGGCGCUAAAGGACGCGGUCAAACCGGCGUGCACUCGUCUCACGACGGGGCCAUUUCGCGACAACUUGCACUCGGACGGGAUGCUGUCGAUGCUCCAAGAGGCAAAACCAAAGCUCGCCAAAGUAUACGACAAAUACGCGUCCGGGAAACAAAACAACGUGGAGGGGCCGAUCCUGAGCGUGUCGGACUUUCGGUCGUUGGUCCAAGACAGCGGCAUCUUUUGCACGGGCGAUAGCGACAAGCACGAGGCGCUGUUUAACCAGGCGAUCAACCAGUGCUUCACUGGCAUGAGUGAGAUUAAGGACGGCGAGAAGCAGUUUGUCGUGUUCGUCGAGUUUAUCGAAGUCAUUUGCCGGCUGUCGCUUGCGAUCUGGGCCGACAAGGACGUGUCGGCCAAGGAAACGAUCCGCAUCGGCCUCGACGCUGUCCGCGCACUGUCCAAGACAGUCAAGUAGUGACGCGACGACAAGCGGAAUAAGGGACAUCAAUGCAAUGAGAAUAAGUUUAACCAUCGACCGUGGGGAGGACGACGUCGAGGUGGAGAGAUUGGGACGUCCGCCUCAUGCAAAUGCUGCUCGGGACGGCUCGUUCAUGCACGUGCGGACAACCAUGUGCCACACGCGGAGCAACUCGAUCGCGUCGAAUCGAAGCACCAUCGGGGGCUGCGUCUCAAAUCGGACCUCCAUCGCGCCGUCGUGCACCGCGGCGCUCACACCCGUAACCACGUCGUACACUUCGGGAACGAUGUCAAUGUUUGGGGCCAUGCUAAACGUCAAGUGGCGCAGGACGUAGAAGUACCGCCCGAUGACCUUUCCCUUCGAAUCGAGCUGGGAAAGCCAGGCAGACAGAAUGGUUGGAGUCUGUCGCUUCGCGCAGCUCUUCAGGUACCGGUCGACACCGUAUGAGAGACGGGCCAUGCAGUCUUCGACGGCGGAAAACCACGCGUUUGCCACGUCCGGCGAGAUGCAUCGAGUCUUCCAUACCUUUUUCGACUUCAUGUGAAACUCAAGGAACGUUGGCUUGCCUGGAGACAACGAUGCGAGAGAGACCAAAGGAGCUCGAUGGCAUACCUCUGGACGCUGCAACGAAGGCGAUCGUGUCACUGCGACUAGCGGCCAUCCCUUCGUGGUCUGCGACGGAAAGCUCAAUGCCUUGGAGGGUGAAGAAGCACGUUUUCCACGUCCCAAAGAAACCUGUUUGGAUCGUCAUGUACCCGGCAAAGUUUUUGUGGAACGCGCCAUGGGUGCAGCUUUGCUUGAAGUCGUUCUGGUUUGCCGAGAGGAGGCGGGUGGUGCUCAUACUCGCCAAGGACGAUUGCCGUCGCGACACCUUCUUGGCCAUUUCUCGACGUCGCUCGGACGGCGCGGCCAUUCCGUUGACGACGUUCAUGGCGAUGCCUAUCAACGGAAUCUCG